Molecule: messenger RNA, 1944 nt
Organism: Pseudoliparis swirei
Lineage: Eukaryota; Metazoa; Chordata; Actinopteri; Perciformes; Liparidae
Gene: ankrd54
Product: ankyrin repeat domain 54
Exons: 8
Coding region: 239-1192 (317 amino acids)
Molecular function (GO): protein binding
Source: RefSeq, a predicted model, not a curated record
AAAUAUGAAAUAGGGGACAUUUUGGUGUCGUAAAGGAAGAGAGUCUUCUACUAUUAAAACACGUCAACGUACCGAGGACGGGAAGCCCGCGGGAGGUUCUGAGUUGACGUGCCGCGCAAUGGCGUCACUGACGGUGCGGAAGCCAUAUUCAAAGUUAUCCGGCUUCCUUUCCGCGUCGCUCUGGCAGCAGUAGUGAGGAACGCAGCAUAAACACGGCAUCCACAUGUCACGAUAAAGUAUGGACGGGUGGAGUCCAAUUGUUGCAACGGCCUCGGAUAACGACCGCUCCAGCUCCGAGGGGGAGUACAUGGUGGAGCCCGGACCCAAGGAUGUGACCCGGGACGAGGAGGUGGGCAACGUUAACCCGGAGAGGGCGGACCCCGGGGGAGCCGCCGCCGUCGGCUUCGGGAUCAGCGGGACCGGAGAGGGCAAAGUGGUGUUGGGUCGAGUCGGGCAGCGGGACGACAAAGAGCUCCGGUACCUGCACUUGUUGUGGGAGCCCGGGCGAGCCGAGCUGGGCGCCGGUGGCGUGGCGAGCAAGAUGGGGAAGGUGGCGGGGCGGCGGGCCAGGCGGCAACACCGGGUGGUCCGGAACCCUCUGGGCAAAGAUAUUUACGCUGCGAAAAGAUUGAGGGAAGCAGCGAACAGCAACGACAUCGACACGGUUCGAAAGCUCCUGCAAGAUGACACAGACCCGUGUGCAGCAGAUGACAAAGGAAGGACGGCCCUCCAUUUCUCUUCCUGCAAUGGCAAUGAGAGCAUCGUGCAACUGUUGUUGAGCCACGGCGCUGACCCCAACCAGCGAGACAGCCUGGGAAACACCCCCCUCCAUCUGGCGGCCUGUACCAACCACGUGCCUGUAAUCACCACAUUGCUGAGAGGAGGAGCCCGUGUGGAUGCCCUGGACCGCGCAGGCAGGACCCCUCUGCAUCUAGCGCGCUCCAAGCUCAAUAUUCUGCAGGAGGGAGAUUCACGCAGCUUAGAAACCCUGAGAGGGGAAGUCACACAGAUCAUUCAAAUGCUGAGGGAAUACCUGAACUUAAUGGGCCAGAGUGAAGCUAAAGAGCGACUGGAGCACAUUUCUACACAGCUGCAGCACACGCGCACCAAAGAGCAGGUGGAUGUGGUGACUGAUUUAUUGGCCAGUUUUACAUCACUCAGUCUACAGAAACAUAACUUGGGGGAUAGGUAGAAGAAACAGUUUCGAGAGAGCUGAAGCCUCUGAUGCAAGCACCUUCUAAACCACACUGAACCGCAGCUCUUGGGGCUUCUGUCCAUAUUCCAAACUAAAUAUUUAUUUACAGCAUCGCUUUACAGGCCAGUGACAUUUGAACACCCUGUCAUUUUAAGCAGGAUAACCCUAUCAUUAUUGUGUUAGCAUUUACAGCUCUAAUGAGGUUCUGAAAGUCUUCCUGUGACUAAGACGAUAAGGCUGAACAAAUUUUCUUAUCUGGGUUGGAAUGAAAAUAUGCUCACAUUUUAAUGCCCAGUAGUGCAGUGGAUAUUUAUUUAUAGACGGAAAGAUUAUCACAUGUUAGCUUUUCAUAAAACAAAAACCCCUUAGGGAUAUAUACAUUGAGAACAGGAAACUAGUGGAACAGAAGCCAACCCAGAAGUGCAGAAGGACCUCUCUAUCGUUUGUUUGAGUGCGUGUGUGAGAGAAAAACACAGGAGUCACAGCUGUGUCUAUGUGCUGACCUGUUCUCUUUUUGCCUGCCAUUAUUAGCUAAAUUCUACUAUAAUUGUGAGACACAUUUCUAAUUAAAUGAUUAAACAGUUUUCACUGUUGUAUUUUUGUUCUUAUUGACAGCUUCUUUGUAUCUCGUUGCCUUUUUCUCAUGUAUCGCAUGUUAUGUUUGUAUGUGAACUGUACUGUAAAAAAGAUAUUUGAUAUUUGUUGGAAAUGGAAUAUAUGUGAUUUCAAUAAAUCAAUGUUUGGCUACA